AAAUCUGGAAAAUGUAUAGAUUUCCACAUCAUUUAAUCUUUAGAGUGUUUUACAAAUGAUCUGGACACGUUAAGCUGUGAUGUAGCUUCAGAGCUUAUUUGUUUUCUUGCAGUGGCUGAAUGUAAUGGUCCUUUGCGUUGUUGCUGAAUUGCCCUUGACCUGUAAUGAGUUUCUUUUCUGCUGAUUGACUGGGAUUCCCGCAGCUGUAAAAAUUUAAAAGUGUCGAGACAAAAGAUGUAGACGUGGAAGAGCCUGGGCCCCGUGCUGCGGUUCCUCUUCACAUGGUUACCAGACGUGUUGUAGUACGAGGUCGUUGUACGGUGUUUACUAAAAGGACAUGGCCGUAGUGGGCGGUCCCAUCCGCGUUACCUUGGCAUCCCCUCGGUUCUCUAUUCAUGUGAGGAAUCUCAUUGUUUUCUGGGGCAUCAUUCAACCUGGUGUUUUUAAACAGUUAGGCUCCCAGACUGGAGAGGGGAGCUACGUCUCCUGGUGAAAAUUCACAGAUCUGACUGGUUUAGCUGAGAGGAACCACCAAAAUCAGUGGAUGAUGGCGCCUGCUUGUGUGGUUUUUGCCUGGUUUGUGUUCAACAUGAGGAGCAUCUCCUCAGCAGUGUACCUGGAGCCGCAGGAGGGUGAGCGCACACCUCACACAUCUGGAGAUGAAUGGUCAAACAAGCUGCAGAAACUUCAAAAAGCUAAAUGAAACCGUCAUCUGCACCAACGACCACAUGGAAGUCGUCAUUCCAAGUGCGUUUUUCCUCAACAAAGUGCCUCCAGUUUACGUCUGGGAUUUGCACUUAAACGACCCAGAGUGCCGUGGAUCAGAAGUUGGCGACGACUUUGUUUUUAGCAUAAAAACCAACCUGUCAGACUGUGGGACCAGCGUGGUCUCCGAUGAUACACACAUCAUGUUCAUAAACACCAUACAUAACAACCUCUCAGAUGUCAUCACCAGAAACUACAUCAACAUAACGUUUGUGUGCCGCUACCCCAUCAACUACAUGGUCCAACAACCCAACGGCAGAAACAUGAUCAGAGUGGACGUCAGAAGCAUCACUCUGAACACUGAGGAUGGAAACUUCUCAGUGUCGAUGCUUCUGUACAAAGACGAAGCCUUUAAGGACAGAUGGACCACCGUUCCAUCACUGAGUCUGGAUGACGACGUCUUUGUGAAGGUUUUCAUGAUUCCGGCUCACCUGACGCUGCGUUUGGAGAGAUGCUGGGCCACACCGACCAGUCAUCCGUUUGGAAAUAUUCAGUACACCUUCAUCCGAGACAGUUGUCCGGUGCUGACAAACAAACAGACGCUUAGUGUACUGAGGAAUGGCGAAGGUCCAGAGGCCACAUUCAGGAUACAAAUGUUCAAGUUUGUUGGCAGCUCGUACACUGAUGUCUUCCUUCACUGCAACGUCCAGAUCUGCCACAGUGGCCAGAGUGUGUGUCAGCCUAACUGUUCUGUUGAAGAUGGAUUCAUGAGAAUAAGGAGAGACAUCCCACUGUCCCACACAGUGUCUUAUGGACCAAUCAGACGACUUGUCACUGACAACGUAAAACCUAAUCUGAAUUCCAGUGGUGUCCCUCCCGUAGAAACGUUUGUUCUCGGAGGUUUGUUGGUCAUCUUGAUCCUGGUCACGGGGGUGUUUGGGAGGUUGUGGCUUCGCUCCAGACGUUUCUACCCAGCGAGGGAGGCUCAGCUCACCCUGUCUAAUAUUCACCACAUCUCAGAGGUGGCCUCAUAAAUCCAGGACUUCUGAAAGCUGACGGACGAACACGGAUAUGGAUUCACAAAUGUGAUUUAUAAUUAUGAAUAUGUUGCAUUUUUAAUACGUGUAAGAAAUCACAGUAAUAAAGAUAUUUCUCAAGUCA
Messenger RNA from Nothobranchius furzeri (turquoise killifish), 1866 nucleotides. RefSeq names its product uromodulin. The record is from RefSeq and is a predicted model, not a curated record. Lineage: Eukaryota; Metazoa; Chordata; Actinopteri; Cyprinodontiformes; Nothobranchiidae. Gene Ontology annotation, biological process: neutrophil migration. Gene Ontology annotation, cellular component: cell surface; apical plasma membrane.